CUUGUGACCUCAAGUAAGUGGAAACGAUUGAAUCAUCGCAUUUUGUAGAUCUCGUGCAACCACUGAUACRUAGCUUCAGACGCGUGAUUGACAUAUAAUUCUUUGGCUUACUUCAUUCCCACGAAACGACUCAUAGGCCUGGCCUAGGACGAUGGAUGCACAUGCAAUCGGCAGCCAGUCGACACACUGCUGCUAUAGCAUCGGGUUUACUGAAACAGAAACGUUGUGGAGAGCCUGAUGCGGGUCCAUAUUGCAUUGCAAAACCUAGCGGUUUCGGUAGGAUAGCCGAAUUCGUGGGUUGGAUUUUGUCGUUUUUCUACGGUGGCUAUCAAUCGAUCAUGGCGAUAGAAACACCAGGAGGUGAUGACGACCAACAAUGGUUGACAUUCUGGGUGAUCUUUGUUGGGUCUAUGUCUUUUGAACACGCAUUUGCCCGUGUCUUGCUUUCCAAAUUUCCACUCUACUACCAAUUCAAGUUGGUCGCCAUCACUUGGCUCAUAUUUUUCGAUGGUGCCAACUAUUUAUACCGCAAAUUUCGAAGAAGUAUUUCAGAAUGGUCACCAAAUUUUGUUGAUGCUCUUGAUGAUUUCAAUCACAAAAAUGCCCAGAACCAAUUGGAUUCGAUGGUACAAAUAGGCGGAAAGGUUGUCUCUGAUAAGAUUGCUCUUCUGGAAAGCAAUCUAAAAAGCAAUCCAGCCCAGAGGAAUUGUUUUUUGUAUACGAAGUCGUCGAAAGUGACUCCYUGGGAAUAUGAUUACACCGAUACGAAACGAGGAGUAAACAGAAUAUCGUUAACUGCAGAAGAAAGUCUGUUCCAGCUAUCGAAAUGGAUGCUGGGCAGCGAAGGGAUGGAAGAAUUGGAACACAAAUUAAGGAGUAACGAAGUUGCUAUGCUUCUCGAACGCGCAGCUCCUGUAGUAUCCUUUCAACCAAAAUUUUUGAACAUCCAUCUUAUCGGAACAAGACCUGGACGACUUGGACAACUACCGGUAAUGGAUGCGAAUGGCAAAGCAGACUGUUACGUCAAGUUCUCUGUGGUGAACGAGACAUCGUACUCGACUUUCGACUGUACGCAAGCAAGGGAACAGAAGGGGUCUUUCAGGAAUUUCUCGGCUAUGACGCAACGGGAAAUAUCUACUGUGACAUCUCGGAUCGCGUACCGGACGCUCGACCCGGAAUGGAACCAGCGAUUAGAGAUGCCGCUCAAAGGUGGAUCGCURGAAAAAAGCGGGAUCUAUAUAAACUCCGAUUUCAAUAGCCAAAUCCUGCUGGUGGAAGCUUGGGAUGCCGAUUGUGGAGCAUGGGGAAUCACCCUCGAGAUCUUUCGAUUUUCGGGCUGCUCGUUGGUGUGCGCUCUGAUCGCUGCGUACGUGCUGGGUGCUAUAGAUUUUUUCUUUCACGAAACACUCACGACGGAACAGUGGUGGUGGAAAACGGCGAUUAUAGCCACUACGUGCUGUGUUGUUGUCGGCUUCGCACUCACGUACAUGAAAUCUGUGGUUCUGAGAGCAGACGACGAGUUCAUUGCGCAUGCUGCGGYGCCUCUCGAAAUACUAAAAGACCAAAUGACGCACUCGCUGUUUCUGACGCUUUCCGACAAAUGGAAACAAAGAUGUGUUCUUCGAAUCAAGCUACGCUUGUCGGAAAAUUAAAAUUUGAAUGUGCAAUUCAUAAUUAUUGUUCGUAUCAUUUGCGAUUUUUGAUUUGUAGUGCAAUCGUUAGUACCGUAUCGUGUACUGAUGUUUGCGAGCCAAGAUCGUGGUCAUUGUAAUACAAUGCAAUCGACGAA
Molecule: messenger RNA, 1789 nt
Organism: Pseudo-nitzschia multistriata
Lineage: Eukaryota; Bacillariophyta; Bacillariophyceae; Bacillariales; Bacillariaceae
Source: the annotation of a GenBank genome assembly